Mandrillus leucophaeus (drill) is the source of this 2501-nucleotide messenger RNA. It is a transcript of the gene ZNF80, whose product is annotated as zinc finger protein 80. The record is from RefSeq and is a predicted model, not a curated record. NCBI's taxonomy places the organism in Eukaryota, Metazoa, Chordata, Mammalia, Primates, Cercopithecidae. Gene Ontology annotation, biological process: regulation of transcription by RNA polymerase II. Gene Ontology annotation, molecular function: RNA polymerase II cis-regulatory region sequence-specific DNA binding; DNA-binding transcription factor activity, RNA polymerase II-specific.
AAUGCAGAAGGGGCGCUUGAGUCUGGCUACCGUCUCCCACACGGAGACUUUCUGGAGGAAGGUGAGUCCUAAACGCGAUGGUCUGGGGACAGGUGAUGGUCUGCACUCAUGGGUUUUACAGGAGCCGGUCUCCGCAGGAGACAAUCCCCGUGAAUGUGACUCCCAGGGAACAAGUAAAGACACUUUGGUUCGUGAGGGGAAGACCUACAAAUGCAAGGAAUGUGGGAAAGUGUUUAACAAGAACAGCCUCCUUGUUCGACAUCAUCAGAUUCAUGCUGGGGUGAAGCCUUAUGAAUGCCAGGAGUGUGGAAAAGCCUUUCGUGAAAAGAUCGACUUCUUUCGACACAUGAGGAUUCACACAGGGGAGAAGCCCUGUAAGUGCGUGGAGUGCGGGAAGGUCUUCAACCGCAGGUCGCACCUCCUGUGCCACCACCGGAUUCACACUGGAGAGAAGCCCUAUGAGUGCAGCCAGUGUGGAAAGACCUUCAGCUAUCACUCUGUCUUCAUCCAGCAUCGUAUGACCCACACUGGAGAAAAACUCUGGUGCAAAGAAUGUGGGGAAACCUUUUACUGCAACUCUUCCUUAACCCGGCACAUGAAGAUUCACGCCGGAGAGAAGCCUGCAAAGUGCAGUGAGUGCGGGAAGACUUUCGCCUACCACUCUGUUUUCUUCCGACAUAGUAUGGCCCGCCCUGCAGGAAAGCCCUAUGAGUGUAAAGAAUAUGGGAAAGGUUUUUACUAUGGCUAUUCCCUCACUCUACACACAAGGAGCCACAAUGGAGAGAAACCUUACGAGUGCCUUGAACGUACAAAGGCCUUUGGCUACCACUCUGCUUUUGCCCGACUUAGUAAGAUCCACUUGGGAGAAAAAAGCCUUUGAGUGCAAAUGAUGUGGGAAUUUGUGGGUUUUCUUUCUUUCUUUCUUUCUUUUUUUCUUUGAUACAUAAGGAGCCACACUGAAGAGAAGCACUCUGAAUUCAGUGACAGUAGGAAAGCGGUGACCUGCAGCUCUUCUUCACUUGGCAUUGAAGAAUUCAUUCCAGAGAUAAACUCUAUAAGAUAUGUGGGAAGGACUUUUGCAAGUGGGCCCACAUCAGUCAACGUCAGAGAACUUAAACAGGGAAAAGACAUUGUGACAAAAACUAGUGAAGAAAAUCUUUUGGCCACAGGAAAUAUCUUCCUCAGCAUCAGAGAAUUUUUCCAGGAGGGAGACUAUUGGUUUUUGUGCACUUGAAAGAACCACCCACAUCUCUCUCCAUAGUUUGUAUCCCUAAGCCACCUCAGGAAUUUUCUUUCUUUUAAGUAAGAAGGGAACUGUAAAAGAGAAAAAAAGAAAUUCAUGCACAGCUUCUGUCAGACUUGUCUGAAAGCCAUGCCUAUCAAAAUUUGAAUUCAGUUCUUCAUUUUGCAGAUACCUGAAAGGUACAAGGGCCUUGCCUCAUUAUUUGUCCUUUAUAUGUAUUCACUCCUGUCUACAGGAGAAUUGUCCUCUGUAAAGACUGACUCUGUAAAGAUUUAUUGAAUGCAUUCUUUGUUCUAAAACACUGUACUCCUGAGGAACGUAAGUCUUUGUGAGAAAUAUGAAUGCUUAAGUAAUGGAAUAUGUGAAACUUGUAAGAACGUAGAAUAUAAAAAUACUGCCAUACAAAAUCAUUUCAUAUCUAAGGAGAUAAGUAUCCACAUUGAAUUGGCAUAUUUUGCUGCAUCAUUUAAGACUAUUUAAGAUUUUAAGUUAAAAAAAAAUUCUUCAUGUGGUUUUGAACACCCAGCACUCGAUAUACUUGUUUGUUUUGAUUUAUUUUCUCAGGGACAAGAGAAUGAUGGUGAAGCUGUGUUGCUUUCCCAGGUGAGCCUUGAUUAUUUCCUCUGUGCUUUCUCAGCUUCUUUGGCCUUCUGUAAGAAGGGCUUCUCCAAGAGCAUGUCACUAGUUUUCUAGGGGUUAAACAAGAGCUAAGACAAACAAAACAAAACAUAGCUUAUCUAAUCUAAUGAGAAACCCAGAAAAAAAUGUUUUGAUGAAUGCAAUGUAUUAAAAUAUAAAAUAUGUAGCUCCUUCGACAUGUUAAUUCAAUUCUAGAAAUCUUCAGAAAUAUUCUUAUAUUAUGCAGAGAUGUGCGUGCGAAGACUAAUCGCUGCAGUUUUGUUUUUAUGUGUGAAACGUUGAGAACAAUCUAAAUGUUUAUCAGUAGGAAGUAAGUUAUGGUACAUCUGUUCUAUGAAAUACUAUGAAGCAAUAAGGUAUCUCUGUCUGUACUGAUAUCAAAACAUCUCUAAGAUACAGUAUUUAGUAAAAGAGAAACUUUCAGGAAAUAAAACUACAUCUAGAAGUAUAAGCCUAAAACUGUUAAUAGUGGUUUUCUGCAGGAAAUGGGAUGGACCGGGGUUAUAUGCAAUGUUCAGUUUUUACUUUUAUACUUAAGUAUUGUUUACAUUUGAAAAAUAAAAAACAUUUAUUGUUUUUGCAACAAAUGUUUACAGUAUUUCUAUAAAGAUAGCAUUUU